Crotalus tigris (Tiger rattlesnake) is the source of this 4630-nucleotide messenger RNA. It is a transcript of the gene APPL2, whose product is annotated as adaptor protein, phosphotyrosine interacting with PH domain and leucine zipper 2. Lineage: Eukaryota; Metazoa; Chordata; Lepidosauria; Squamata; Viperidae. Gene Ontology annotation, cellular component: endosome membrane; cytoplasm. The record is from RefSeq and is a predicted model, not a curated record. The transcript has 21 exons. Gene Ontology annotation, biological process: signaling. Bases 328 to 2304 code for a protein of 658 amino acids. Gene Ontology annotation, molecular function: protein binding.
AAGAGGAGGAGUCCUAGGCGAGGCGUUUGCCUGCCUGUUGACCGGGGCUGGGCAUGCAACAGGCGGGAGUACAACCUGUUUAACACACCCCUGGGUUCGUGGGCUGCGCCUCUGGCCUCUUUCUCCCUUCAUUUUAGUGUGGAAGAAAGGGAAAAGGAGGCUCCGGAGGAAAGACUCCGGAUUCCGCAGGAGGUUUGCUCGCACGUUCGGUCUCCUGGGCGAAGCGACCCAGCGCCCAGAUCCGACGUGUCAGCAAAAACGCCUGGCCAUCGCUUUCGCAGCUGAGCAAGCUUACGUGAUUCCCGAUCGCCUCUCCAGCGCCAAGCAAUGCCCGCCGUCGAUAGACUUCGCCUAGAAGACGCUCUGCAAGAUAGUCCGCAGACCCGCUCCUUGCUGAGCGUAUUUGAAGAAGAUGCUGGAACACUCACAGAGUACACCAACCAGCUGCUUCAAGCAAUGCAGCGAAUCUAUGGGGCACAGAAUGAAAUGUGCCUAGCAACACAACAGCUUUCCAAGCAUCUUCUUGCAUAUGAAAAACAGAAUUUUGCCUUGGGGAAAGGAGAUGAAGAAAUGAUAUCUACACUUCAGUCCUUCUCAAAAAUUGUGGAUGAGCUUAAUGUUUUACACACUGAACUGGCAAAACAGCUUGCAAACACAAUGGUUCUUCCUAUCAUCCAGUUUCGUGAGAAAGAUCUUACAGUAAGCACUUUGAAGGAUCUCUUCAGUCUUGCAAGCAAUGAACAUGACAUCUCCAUGGCCAGAUACAGCAGGCUACCCAAAAAGAGAGAGAAUGGAAAGCUAAAGGCUGAAGUUGUCAAAGAGGUCGCCAGUGCCCGAAGGAAACAGCAUCUGUCAUCAUUACAAUAUUACUGUGCCUUGAAUGCUUUACAGUAUCGUAAAAGAAUUGCCAUGAUGGAGCCUAUGCUGGGGUAUGCACGUUCACAGAUUAAUUUUCUGAAGAAAGGAGCAGAGAUGUUUUCAAAAAAACUGGAUGGCUUCUUAACAUCGGUUACAAAUAUGGUGCAGAGCAUCCAAGAAGAAUCAGAUGCUGAAGUUGAAGCAAUGCGGGUAUCUCAGCAAGAUCUGCUUUCAGUUGGUGAAUCAGUAUAUACGCCCGAUUUUGAUGCUUCUCCUGUCAUCAACAAAAACCUUAUCCAGAAAGCAGGCUACCUUAACCUUAGAAACAAAACAGGCCUUGUGACAACCACAUGGGACAGGCUGUAUUUCUUCACUCAGGGUGGAAACUUGAUGUGUCAGCCCAGGGGUGCAGUAGCUGGUGGAUUGAUUCAAGAUUUGGACAACUGUUCUGUAAUGGCAAUUGAUUGUGAAGACCGACGUUACUGCUUUCAGAUCACGACUCCGACUGGAAAACCAGGCAUAACCCUCCAGGCAGAAAGCAAAAAGGAAUAUGAGGAGUGGAUAAGUGCAAUCAACAACAUUUCACGACAGAUCUAUCUGACUGACAACCCAGAAGCAGUUGCCAUUAGGUUAAAUCAGACAGCACUACAAGCUGUGACCCCAAUCAUGAGCUUUGAGAAGAAGCAAGCUAGUCACUCUUCCAGCCAGGAGGGGAAGAACAUGGAUAUUCUGAAUGACCAGACAGUCCCUGAGGAGUCUGCUGAUGCUCUCGUCCCCAACGAGUUAAUUGCACCUGGAACUCCCAUUCAGUUUGACAUUGUGCUUCCUGCAACAGAGUUCCUAGAUCAGCACAGGGGUGGAAGACGCACCAACCCUUUUGGAGAAUCUGAAGAUGGCGAGAAAGAGGAUGAAGCAGAGUCACUCCUGCAGCACAUGUUUGUGGUUCGGUUUUUGGGCUCUAUGGCUGUCAGAUCUGACCACACAGUGGAGGUGAUCUAUGAAGCAAUGCGACAGGUGUUGGCAGCUCGGGCCAUUCAUAACAUUUUCCGUACAACUGAAUCUCAUCUCUUGGUCACCAGCAAUGACCUGAAAUUGAUAGAUCCUCAAACACAAGUUACAAGAUCAAAUUUUGAACUAGCCAAUGUGACACAGUUUGCUGUUCACAAGGAAAACAAGAGGCUGUUUGGGUUUGUGGUUUGUGCCUCUGAAUUGCCAGGUGAAGAGGGCAUGAGUGCUUAUGUGUUUGAGAGUAACACCGAAGGUGAAAAGAUUUGCUAUGCAAUAAAUCUGGGGAAAGAAAUCAUUGAGGCUCGAAAGGAUCCAAAAGCUCUAGCUCAAUUAAUAUCAUCCAUGCCUCUGACUAAUGAUGGAAAAUUCAAGUUACUGAAUGACCAAUCAGAAGAAGACAAUGUUGUACAUGGAGAAGGACAGGAGUCAGAAGCAUAAUUUGUAAUUUCUCUCAGUGGAGAGAUGAUGGUGCCCAUAAGAGAGAAUGCCCUGUGCUCUCAGCUGUGGUCCAACAUAGAUGGGCUAGAAGAAACACCAAGAGAUGAGAACUUGAUCCAAAUUUUUGGUAUAGAAAACUGACAGUCUUUUUAAAAUUCUUCCUCAGUACCAAACCAUCUUGUUACUGAUGGGAGGACCACAAAGUCAUCACUGCUACCAGCAAAGAAUUAAUUCCUCAUGAACAUGCAUUCACAAAAUUUAUAAAUAAAUACACACCUAUUUCACAUAAUUCUAGCUAUAGUAGAGAGGAAGGAAUUGCACAGGGCACAAAGUUUCUGAAAAUCUGGAAUAAAAUACAGAGGCACUUCACAGACAAACUAAUAUUUUGCAUCUUAAUUGAAAUAAGUAGAAGAAUUGAAGUGUUUGGAAUAUAAUCUCAGUGAUAAAUACUUUAUUUGCUCCUAUUUGUAUACCUUUUUGAAAAGUAAUGGGAAAGCUAUUUUAAACUAGGCGAUUUAGAAAGAUAUUCAAUAAGAGUUUCUACUAAUAUUUAUUUUUAUACUUUUAUCUGAGUUAAGCUUUCAGAAUUAAGUGCCUAAUUUGUGAUAAUGUAAAACAAAAAACCCAAGUGAAUAGAAAAUAGAUGGACCAGAAAGCAAGUUAGAGCUAUUAUGAAUCUCAAUCAUUUAUCAAGGCUGAAAAAAAGAGUGGGUGGUUAUCACUGCUAUUCAAAUAAGACUGUUGGCUAACAUUUUUGCACUGUUUUGUAAGACAAGAUAACAACUUUCCUACUUUCGCAUGAAAGUUUAGAAAUUUGAUAAGAAGAUGGACUCCAUUCCUCAGACAAAACAAUUUCUUCAAACCUAGAUAUAAGCAGCACCAGAAGCACUUUCACACUACCCUGGGAAAAGCAGUUUCUUCAGAAAAAAUCAAGCUGGGCACAGCAGUGCUUAUACUAUCUUCUUUAAUUGACAUUCUUCCUCGUGGAGCCAGCACAAAUUUGGAUAUAUCUGCUUUGGCAGCUUUAGGUUUACUCUUUUAAAUUAAAAACACGCUGUAAAUAAAUUACAAUGAUAGCUGGAUCUUAUGAAAAAUUUUAUCUAACUUUAAUCGUUUAUAUGAUGUUUUAAUGUUAAAACAAGGUCCACAUCUCGUACCACAGCAGUUUCAGCAAUAAUGGCUAAAGUAAGAGCCUGAACAAUAGAUGAGAAAGCGGUUCAAUUAUGAAAAUUAUAGUACAGGACAUGUUAUGAUUUAAUAACAUCUUAAGAUUUUUAAACUAGAAGACUAGAAAAAUGCCAGUAGAGAUUCUGAAAGUGUAUUAUUGUACUGAAGUUUUCUGUAUUAAUGAUAUUCAAAUUGUUCUAAUUAGUACAAUAAAUAUAAGUAGAUCAAAUCAUUUAAGUGCAAUAAGCUUAUAUUAGCUGAAGCUGUUCCCAUGUUAAUAUUAACAUCCAAUCUAGUUGAUACGAACUACAUGCAGUGAAACAGAAAUAGAUCGUAUUUUGGCUGCUCUAGAGAUUGAAGCAGAAGGUGCCCUCUUAAUUUGCCUAGUCAUAUUACUCUGUAUUGUAUAGAUUCCAUACAGAGGUAUCUUAGUAGUGAUCAAACUAUAAAUAAAGAACUAUUAGAACGGACUGACAAUGAUUAUAUUCAAACAAGUAUACUUCACUUUUUAUCCAUUAGAAAGAAUGUGGGGCAUAUUUCUAAAUGAAUUUUAUUUCAAAACUUACUAUAGAAUAAAUUAUAUUUCAGUUAGCCAUAUGAAAUUGAUUAAAUCAAUUUUAGCAUUCUGUUUUAGCUGUAGAUUGAAGUAUCUACAUUGGUAAACCUGGUUCUCAUUAAAGAUACAGCAAAGAAGUCAAAACAUCCCAGGCUUGUGACCAUUAUAUACAAAUCCAUUUUUUUUCAAAGUUUCAUUUAUUAACAUUAUGUACAGAACAUCUAACAAAAAAGUAUUGAGGUAACAGGUUUUUUGUUUUGUUUCAUUUUGUUUUUGUAAAUGAAUUAGAAUAAGACAUGUUAUAGUUUUGUCUCUUUCAUUCCUGAGAAUGUGAACAUAGAUGGAAUAGGUCAGAGUAACUCAAUGACAACAGGAUCUCCCUUCAGUAACUUUGGCAAAAGCUCAAACAUACAAAUGUACAAAAUAUUCAUGGCAUUGCUGAGUCAAUCCCUAUCACUCCUGGUAGGCCUUGUGAUUUUAUUUUGGAAGACCAUGUAACAGCUAAGAGAACCUUUACUGGAAGUGACCUAGACAUUUGUGUUCAAUUACGUAUUUCACAGAAAAUAAAGAUUCCUUACAAAUAAAGAUUAAGAAUUUGAAAGA